Molecule: messenger RNA, 4419 nt
Organism: Plasmodium knowlesi strain H
Lineage: Eukaryota; Apicomplexa; Aconoidasida; Haemosporida; Plasmodiidae
Product: stromal-processing peptidase, putative
Exons: 6
Coding region: 1-4419 (1472 amino acids)
Biological process (GO): heme biosynthetic process
Cellular component (GO): cytosol
Molecular function (GO): zinc ion binding; porphobilinogen synthase activity
Source: RefSeq, a predicted model, not a curated record
AUGAUAAAAAUAGAUGGAAUAAUUUUACUUUACCUUUCUGUGCUCAAUUUGGUGUGUUGUCUUAAUAGCAACUUGAGUAAAAGCGCCUACAUCUUGUACACUCCGAAGUCGACGAAGAGGUACAAGGCUCCCUUCAGAAGAUGGAAUAGCCCACAGAACAAUAACACGAACGAACUAAAAGAAGACGAUGAUUUAAUCAAGUACGAACUCCCCAACCGCCUGACCAACAUCAUCUACAAAAAAAGAAAAAACAAAAAUAAAAAAAUGUACAUUUUAAAUAACGAAAAACACAUCAUAUUACCUUCUCACAAAAUUUCAAAUGAAUACAAGAAUUACACAAAUCCAAUUGACUACAAUUACGAGGAGAUGCAUGUGUACAUGGAAGUGAACACUGGCAGUGUGAAUGAAAAGAAAAAUCAGCAAGGGAUAAGUCACCUCUGUGAGCAUGUCUCCUACAUGGGUUCAAAAAAUCGAAAAAAUAUUAUAGACAAAAAUAUUCGGACGAAUGCAUACACCGAUUUUCACCACAUCGUCUUCUACAUAAGCGUGAGCCUGAACAAAGAACUAUACAAAGAAAACUCCCUAGCCCACUUCCAGUACGAAAAUGUCGUAGAAAAUGUUAGGCAAGAUCAAAUUGAAGAUUACGAUAUUUACACAGUAGACGAAUUUAACUACAAGCAUGCCAUCCUCUCCAACUGCAUCGACACCAUGGUGGAAGUACUAAAAGGAGAAACACAAUUCAACAGGGAACGAAUUAUUAAGGAGAAGAAGGCAAUUUUUUCAGAAUACAGUAUUAUCAACACGGUGGAAUAUAAAAUGAAUUCAGACAUAAUUAAAACGUUGCACAAGGAAAACAGACUGAGCCACCGACUUCCCAUCGGGAAGCUGGAGCUGCUAAAGAGGUACGAACCCAAGGACAUCAAAAAAUACUUUGACCUUUUCUUCAGAACGGAAAAUGUCAACCUGUACAUCUACGGAGAUGUCAACGUGGACAUAGCUCGAAAAUUGGUGAGCGAAAAAUUUCAGGACAUUAAGAAGGAGGAUCUAACACCGGACGACAUUAAAUACCUGGCCAUUCUAAAUGACAACACUUUGCGAUCGAGAAAUAAAAACCUACCCGCAAUUGUCCAUAUGUAUGGAGCUGAUUAUUCAGUAAAGGGCGAACCGGAAAAUGGCUCUUUAAAUGGACCAGACAGUAAAAUGGAUGAAGUGUGUGGAGGGGAAUAUGUCAUAGGAGGUACCGACACGGGAAAAGAGAAGGUACACACAAAUAUAGAUAGCACACCGGGCGAUAAGAAAGACGCACCCAAAAAUGUUGAAAACGGUUCCAACAAUCCCCCCCUGGACGAAGAAUACCCAGAUGACAACAUCCUCGACGCACGCAAACUGAACGAAUUCCGAAACAAAUUUCAAAACGAAGCCAUGAGCGAGCUGAAAUUUAGGGCCUACCUCAGCGAAAAGUACAAACCAAAUUUGGAAGAAGAAAAAAUUCUGAACAAGUCAGGUAAAAAAGGAAACCUCACAACAGAUUUUGAAAUUAUAAAAUAUUCUUUAAAUAAUGUCAACAUAAAUAUACUGAUGAAGGAGGAAAUAAAAAGCAUUCGAACGAUGGAGGAUUACAGAAAUUAUGUCAUGAAGGAUGUUAUGUUUUAUUGUUUGUCUUUCCGUUUUAACGUGUACAAGAGAGAUUUAUUUAACAGCAUAGAUAUUAAUGAGUACACAAAUAUUAACGAAGGAGCCACCAUCAGAACGGUGGAAAUAAAGACGACGACAAAGUCGUUCGCGGAAGCUGUGAAAGCUUUUUAUAAUUUCAUUAAAAGUUUGCUAGCCCACGGAUUUAGCAAUGAUGAGUUACAAAAUUAUCGGGCCAACGAGAUUCAGUACGAGGAUGUAGGUGGAGGCAGCGGCGAAGGCGAUUCCAGCUCAGCCAGUGGCGGAGGAACAAAACAGAUGAAGCUCGUGCACCCAGAGAAGGAAGAGGAAGAACAAAUCUUGGAAACCCGAAUGAACGAAAUGUACACAGAUGAAAUACAGAAAAUUAUCGACUACAAUUCUUGCAAACAUGUUUACCUUAAUGAGAAGAGGGAAAAAAAACUUAAGCGGGAAAUUUUUGAUAAUUUAAAAAUAGAACAAGUUAAUUCCUUUGCCAAAAAUUAUUUUCAAUAUUUGUUUAACAUAUUCAAGGAGCAUACGAAUUUUAAGCCUAACUGUGUUAUUAUCCAUGUUCCACACUUAGAUUUCAAUUCUUUCGACAAGGAUCAAGUGAAGAAGCUGUUCCUAGACAACAUCAAUUCGGUAUCCGACGUUCCAAACUUUUCAUUAAGCUUUCAGAACACAUUACUAUCACAUAAAUAUGUAUAUGAAAAUAUCACAAAAAAUUUGCACAUGGCUAGGUACGUUAAUUCCAGGGCGGAACACCCACCCAGGGAAGACAUAUUCACGGGCAUCCUUCACAAGAUCAGUCAGGUGAAAAGGGACGAGCAGCCCCUUCUGUGCGUCCUCACUGGUGUGAACAAACUAGACAAGAAUGGCACCGCACCCCUCGUGUACACUGCGCCCAAUUUUCCCCUCUUCCGAACGUGCUAUGACUUCGAUGCGGAGAACAAUGUGGGACGAGUCAAGCAUGGGAAGGACGCCCCCCAGGGCACACACCUAAGGCACCCUACGCAGGGAAAAGAGCAUAUCAAACUGGAUGAACCUCUCACCCAGCUGACCAUCCGAGAAACCGAGGGCAGAGUCAACCUGAAAAAAUACGUGCAGGUGGAGAGAAACCAAAGAGAAGUCGAAAACUACCAACUGGCAAAUGGCAUCAAAGUGAAUUUAUACAAAACACAAAUAGACAAAAAAAACAUAUACCUCAGAUUAAUCAUACCACAUAAUGACAUAUUGAAAAAAAAAAAAAAAAACGUCUUCCCCUUAUUAUUCUCAGUUAUAUGUCUAUUCGAGGGAGGAGAAAUAGAAAACAUCAGUCGUGAAAACGUCGAAAUUCAUUGUAGCAAUAGGAGCAUAAAUAUAUGCAUCGAUAUUAAUGACGAAUAUUUUUUUAUCGAUAUUUAUACGUAUAAUAAACACGAAAAUAUGAAUUCAGCCUUUUCCAUACUUAACAAUAUUUUAUUGCAAACACGGAUUGAAGAGUCUGCCCUUAACAGGGUCGUGGACAAACUACGGAAGGAUUUCUACGAAUAUAAGAACAAUCUCCAGUCCUUCCUCCUGGGACAAACCAUCUCUUACCUCUCCGAUGGAGCGAUGGGCUACCAAAACUUUGACCUGCGGGAAGCCGAAGAAAUGUCUCUGGAAAAGGUGCAGAAGAUGCUAAAGCACCUGUUUAGCAACCCCUCCCUGCUUGAGCUUACCGUUGUAGGAGACAUAUCCGAUUUUGUGCACUACUACGUGAUGCAUUACAUUGGAACGCUUCCAUUUAAAAGAGAGGAGGAACCCCUGAAUGGAAACGAAAUAGCAGUGGAAGGAGUAAUUUCCCAACAGGUGAAUUCCCCUGGUGAUGAAAACAACCCAACGUACAACGACACGCACAACGGAAGGGACCCCCUACAAGAUGAGUACUCCCUCCUGUGCCCACUUCAAAACUUCGAACAAAAAAUAAAACAAGCCACCUACGUGUAUUUAAAAGAAAAAGAAGAUCACGCCGUUUUCCUCCUCAUCGGAAAGAGUGCCAACCACUUUGGCUUCCUCUCCAAUGGGGUGCACAUAUCGCUAUACUUACUACAAUUUCUAAAACAGGUUCUAUAUCAUGAAAUGGAAGAUGAAAAUGUAGAAAAAAACACCACAAGUGAAGGACUCACACAACUUGUAAAUCACAUCAACAUAGAAAAAUACAAAAAGGAAGACAUCACCGAAUUAAUUACAAACAAAAAAAAAUUAUAUACCAACCCAUUAUUUUUCAAUGCAGUAUCAUACAUCAUUCAGUACAUACUGAAUAGUAAAUUAUUUCACUAUUUAAGAGAAAAAAAAGAAUUAACUUAUGAUUCUUCCUUUGAAUUUAUAAAUUAUGAAAAAUAUUUUGCAGGAUUUUUUACCUUACUUGUUCAGACAAAUCCCAAAGAUUUAAAAAUUAUAAAAAAUGAAGUUCUUUCUAGUUUUGAAAAUUUUACAAAAAAUUUUUAUAACUACUCUGAUUACUUAAUAGAAAAUGCCAAAUUAUCUUAUUUAAAUAAAAAAACAAAAGAUUUGAAAUUUUUUGUCGAUAAAAUUUCAGGCAUGCAAUUAACCCAUUUCCCAUUAAAGUAUAAAAAUAAUUUACUCCUCAGGGAUAAUCUUAUCCUAAGUAAAAUCGAAAAGAUAGACAUCCUCUUGGCCGUAUAUGUCCUCUUUAAUCAGACCUCAAGUUAUCACAUAUCCUGUGGAAUUGCAUCUCCGAAGGAUAUUUGGGCGAAAGUUUACAGAAACAUAAAUGAGUUGUAA